Messenger RNA from Didymodactylos carnosus, 822 nucleotides. The record is from the annotation of a GenBank genome assembly. NCBI's taxonomy places the organism in Eukaryota, Metazoa, Rotifera, Eurotatoria, Philodinida, Philodinidae.
AUGUACACCGAUCCAAAAACAUUGCCGAAAGACAUUAAAAACAAGUUACGUGAAACAAAUGUUGAUCCAUCGAAAUACAUAGAAAAAUUGCACGAAUGGCAACAGAAUGCAUUAGAAAAAUGCGGAAAAGCCACAGCACAUGCCAAACACAUAUUAGUUGAGCUUAUACAAUUAUGGGCAAGUGAUAAAGGCAUUAAUCCUGAUGCUAGUAUACUAAACCAUCAAGAAUGGCAAACGAUUCAACAUGAAAUUGACAACUGGCAGGAUGGACAUGCUACUAAACUACUCUUGCAUGUCCGUGAAACGGUUUUCAAAAGAGUUAAAACAUCUAAAAUGAAAGCGGACCGAAAUACACUGAUUACGAGACUAGAUGCUCAACAUUUUACAAAAGUCGAACAAGAGCGAAUCAAUUUGUAUAUGAACUUGCAUAUAAAAAUGCAAGAAGUGAUAACAGAAGUUGAAAAACUCGAAGCACGAACGAGAAUGAAAGCACCACCAUCGUUAAAACGUCUCGGUAUAUCAGUGGAAACAAGUCUACCAUUAGUCACUGCCGAGUUGACAACCAUACAAAACGAAUGGGAUACAGCGAUUCUGAGUGCUAAAACAACAUUACAAAAAUGUCUACUAGCACUCAAAAAGCUUGCACAUACAAAAAUAGACGAACAGAUGAAUAAAAUGUGGAAUGAUGAAGAAAUCAUUCCUGAACACUGUAGUGCCCUCAGCACCAAAAUUGUUGAGAUUGAUGAGAGAUUAGCAACGUUUGAUAGAACAAUUUCGAUCCACUUUUUAUUAUCAAAACAUUCAAAAGCCGCAAACGAUUAG